Megalopta genalis is the source of this 664-nucleotide messenger RNA. RefSeq names its product NADH dehydrogenase (ubiquinone) subunit ND-13B (gene ND-13B). Gene Ontology annotation, biological process: respiratory electron transport chain. Gene Ontology annotation, cellular component: respiratory chain complex I. NCBI's taxonomy places the organism in Eukaryota, Metazoa, Arthropoda, Insecta, Hymenoptera, Halictidae. The record is from RefSeq and is a predicted model, not a curated record.
UAUUCUCUAGCAACGUUAGUAUACGUACUUCAGUGUUGCCAAUCGAAGAGCGUACGCUGUGCCAGGUUAGGUAACAACGUUACGAGCAAAGUUCCGAUAAAGUUUGGUCGCAGGUUGAUCGCGUAAUCGGAGUUCUUACGAUUAAAUUACGACAGCGAUCAUGUCACGGAUUUUAAAAAAGACGACAGGACUAACGGGUCUCGCCGUAAACCCGCAAGCCCGUGAAAAUUUGAUGAAAGUCUAUUCGCAAGUUUUGGCAGCUUUAGCUAUUCUACCGCAAGAGUCUGCUUAUAGAAGAAACACAGAAGCCAUCGUCAAAGAAAGAAACGCUAUCGUACAACAGAACACCAACGUGGCCGAUAUAGAGAAUAAGAUAGGUUACGGACAGAUCGAAGAGCUUUUAUUGCAAGCGCAGGACGAGUUGAUCUUGGCGCAAAGAAUGUCAUCGUGGAAACCGUGGGAAAGUUUGACAGAAGAAGCACCCAGUCAUCAGUGGACAUGGCCGCCUCGUAAAUAAUUUACAUCCGAUAUAACAGAUUUGUAGAUAGAGCCGAAACGAUAGACCGUCGAUCCCACGUGAGAUACACGUUCGUACGCGUGUCACGCCGUCGAUGCGUCUUGUAUGAAAAAUAAAUAUCGCAUAAACUUUUGCAGUUGUUACGAA